Hyla sarda is the source of this 2591-nucleotide messenger RNA. RefSeq names its product NEDD4 binding protein 2 like 1 (gene N4BP2L1). The transcript is spliced from 5 exons. Bases 161 to 733 code for a protein of 190 amino acids. The record is from RefSeq and is a predicted model, not a curated record. NCBI's taxonomy places the organism in Eukaryota, Metazoa, Chordata, Amphibia, Anura, Hylidae.
CGCUUUCGGACAUGUCGUUUUCCGUGCAGCCAGCGGUGGCCGUACCGUCCUCACACACUGUACACAAACACCUUCCCCUCCCGCCGGUCACCGCCCUGACGCCUCCCCGGACCCUGACACUGGAGGUAACGGGGCGGCGACGGGCCCGCAGCGGAGCACCAUGGCAGAGCGCCUCAUCCACUCGUUUGGGAAUCUGCGGCUGGACGAACGGCGCCCCCAGCGGCAGCAACAGAACAGACCCCCGACUCAGCAGCGCCCCCCGCCCUCCAGGUUCACCAAGCACAUCUACCUGUUGCGGGGUCUCCCGGGCUCCGGCAAGAGCAGCCUGGCCAGGAAGCUGAAGAAAGAAUUCCCCAGCGCUCUUGUGUUUAGCACCGACGACUAUUUUUUAAUGGAAGACGGAAGUUACAUCUACAAUCCGGAUCUACUGCUGGACGCUCACAAGUGGAAUCAGAAGAGAGCACGUAAAGCCAUGAGCAAAGGGAGGACUCCGAUAAUCAUAGAUAACACCAACAUACUGGCCUGGCACAUGAAGCCAUACGCAGUUAUGGCCCUGGAGAAUGGAUAUGGAGUCAUAUUCCUGGAACCUAACACACACUGGAAGUUUGAUGUCAGAGAACUAGCAAGAAGGAAUAGUCAUGGUGUCCCCAGAGAAAAGAUCCAGCGCAUGAAGAACGCCUAUGAGCACGAUGUCACCUUCAAUAUGGUCCUCCACGCAGAAAAGCCAAACUAAAAAUUGUCAUCUGCUUCUGUGAACCCCAUAUAUAUGCUGGAGAAGAAGAACAGAAGAAAGGGGCGAACCAGCAACUGUCAUGAGGUUUGGGGCAUAUCACCUAACCACAGUGUGUAAAAUAUCUCUGCAGCAUUGCUUUUAUCCCUCUUAUUUUAUUAGCUCAAAAACACUUUUAUAUGCAGCCGCUGGCAUGGCCAGGGGUUCGCUAUGCCACGCCUAUACAACAGUGCUGGGACCGCUGUGAUUGACACACAGGUCCCAGCCAUGCGCCCCUUAUCAUAUGUAAGCGCUGACCGACAUUUCUUUACAGAGCGAGCGCUCACUUCAUCUGUCUGACGCCUCUGUGCGCCUUCUCCUCUUCUUCACGCGGGAGACGUGCUGGGCUCUUCUGCAUCCAUUAGAGGUAGAAAGCGCUCACUCUCUGCCUCCAGUAUUGCCCGGGUGCACGGAGGUGUCAGACAGAGCGCUUACAUACGAAAGAUAAGGGGUGCAUACACUGGGACCUAUGUGUCAAUCACACAGCGGUCCCAGCGGUGUUGUAUAGGCGUGGUGGCCAAGGGGCUUAGCGAACCCCUGGCCGCGCUUAUCCUGAUGUCAGUGGCUGCAUAUCAAAGUGUUUUUAAGCUAAUAAAAUCCUUAAUAAGAGGGAUAGAAGUAAGACUGGAGACAUAUUUUACACACCAUACACAUGCACUGUGGUUAGGUUAUAUGCCCCAAACCUCAUGACAGUUGUGCUUUAAAUGACUGAAAACCCAAAACAGCUGGAGACGGAAUAUUCUUUAAUAGUUCUGAUCCCAACAACAAGCAUUCCUUCUAACCAGACAUCAAGGUACGUUAUAAUAGGUCUUACAUUACGCCCUAUGGCUCAGGAGCCCUUCUUUCCAAAAUUGUAAGCACUAGCCAUGGCCGCUGGUACUGUAAGAGCUCCCUGAGUCAUGCUCAUCUACAGAACACAUUGUAGUAAAUAAGACAGCUUCAGAAAUGAUGCAGGAGGUGCGAGAAUCUCAGGCUGUUACUUCUUUAUUUCUGCCUUUGACCCGUUCGCUUUAGGGUACGUUCCCACGUGUGGAUUUGCAGCGUAUUUUACGCUGCAUAUCCGUUGGUGAAGGCAAACUCUUUGCUGUCUUUACAUGUGCCUCCUGGUAGUGGCAAUACGCCACUAUGUGCAGACACACUGCCAUGUACUCGCACAUCGCGGGAGCUCUCUGCCUAGCUCAGAGCAGGGAGAGUGGCUGCGAUGUGCGAGUACGCCGCGCAUAUCACUGCAGUGUGUCUGCUCAUAGCGGAGUAUUGCCGCUACCAGCAGGCACAUGUAAAGACAGCAUAGAGCGGGGCCUUCACCAGCAGAUCCACAGCUAAAUAUGCUGCGAAAAUCCGCGCGUGUGAACGUACCCUUACACUGCAGCUUUAUCAACUGUGUAUAAUCAAUGCCCAAUAUGCCACAAUCUGAGCCGGACGUUUACGCAUGGAGAUCUGACUUCUUUUACAUCAAGGAUAGAAUGAUCAAAAGAUAUAACUAAAUGACCAAUAAGAAAAAUUAACCCCUGCUGCACAUAUACUGAGCCAAGUGAGCCUUCAAAAGCGAACACCAAAUUGUGUGCCCCAUUAUGUUUCUGGGUUGUGUUGCGGCUAUUCUUUUUAUAAAAGGUAUUACUUCUUAUACUUCAGUGUGGCCAUAGAUUUUUAUAGACCCAACUAAGUUUGGUGUGUUACUAUGGUCAUUGCAGCUACACAUAGAAUACCUUUUUAAAAGGCUUAGUGGCAACAGAGCCACAAUAUGUGAUGUUAAGGGGUCCUUAAAGGGGUACUCUAUUGGAAAACUUUUUUUUAAAUCAACUGGUGCCAGAAAGUUAAACAG